Molecule: messenger RNA, 6327 nt
Organism: Penicillium samsonianum
Lineage: Eukaryota; Fungi; Ascomycota; Eurotiomycetes; Eurotiales; Aspergillaceae
Gene: sidE
Product: nonribosomal peptide synthase SidE
Exons: 2
Coding region: 1-6327 (2108 amino acids)
Biological process (GO): amino acid activation for nonribosomal peptide biosynthetic process; secondary metabolite biosynthetic process
Cellular component (GO): cytoplasm
Molecular function (GO): catalytic activity; phosphopantetheine binding
Source: RefSeq, a predicted model, not a curated record
AUGGCUCCAAUUGCUACCCGGCACCUCAUACCCAGCCAUAUUGUGGACAGUCCUGCCACAACCCUCAAACAAAAAGUCACGAACGUGACACAAGCCCAGGCUACCUCAAGCCCGCCAUCAGCGCCGUGCCUGGUUACGGACCUCAUUCGAUACCAAGUCGAAACAAACCCGGAAGCCUUCGCCGUACACUGCGAACAUGAGGAACCCUAUACAUAUCACGAGCUAUGGCAGAUUGUUGAACAAAUUGCACUCAACGCAAAAUUCGCAUCAGGGUCUAUUGUCCCAGUAUGCCUCGAUCCCACUAUAGAAUUUGUGGCGGGCCUUCUGGCGAUUAUGGUUUCUGGUGCAGCAUACGUUGUUCUUGAUCCCGAGGGUUCUCCAGAGCGUAACCGAGCUAUCGUGGCCGAUACUGGUGCAGAUUCAGUUCUGUCAAACAACAAAUAUGCAUAUUUGUUUGAACAAGCUCUCUCGGUGGAGGACCUCUUGUCUAUAAAUGAGGCAUCUCAAGGAUAUUUGAUUAUCCCGCCACACGUUCCUGGCCCAAGUCCAUCGGAUCUCGCGUAUCUGAUCUACACUUCUGGAUCUACCGGAACACCAAAAGGAGUUUUACUGAGCCACCGCUCAGCAAGCCAUGGGAUCAGUCAAUUCGAGCUCAACGGCCGCAGGCGGUGGUUGCUCUUUUAUAAUCCUGUGUUCUCCGCGGCCCAAAGAACUAUUCUCGCCACACUAUCAAAGGGCGCCUGUCUUUGUUUGGCACGCCGCGAGCGUCUAGCAACGGCAUUGCCCGAGGUGCUUGUCAAUCUCCAAAUUGAUGCUCUUGGCAUCACUCCCUCGGCACUGUCUCUGCUUUCUCCCAGUGAGAUUCCGGACAGCCUCGAGCAGAUAACAACUGUUGGCGAGCCCUUGAGCCAAGCUCUCGUUGAUUUAUGGGCGGAUGAAGUUCACCUGCGCGUCUCGUAUGGUCUCAGUGAAUGCGCCCAGUUGAACUUCUCUCGGCGAUUGAAGCCUGGUGAUAACCCUCGUAACCCGGGACGGCCAGUCGAUACCACCACUGCUAUCAUUCUGGAGCCCAAUACAGCAACACAAUUGGGAGUUGAUGAGCCUGGUGAAUUGUGCCUCCUUGGGCCUCAAGUUGCCAGCGGCUAUCACCAACGCCCGGAAGAGACCAGUGCCGGUUUUGUCAAGAACCCUUUCGGUUCGAACAUUCUUUUUAGAACAGGUGACCAAGCUGUUCGUCGCGCUGACGGGACUUUUGAGAUCCUCGGAAGAAUUGAUCACCAGAUCAAAAUUCAUGGUCAGCGAAUCGAGCCCCAAGAAGUGGCGGAGACUCUCUCAACCGUGAAAGGUGUCACUGAAGUUGUAUGCGUUGGCGCAGCCAUAAAAGAUAAGAUCUCCCUCGUUGCUGCAGUCGUACCAAAUACCCAAGACAGCUGGGCCGAUCUUGUGAAAAACCUGCGAGAACAUGCACAGCGUUCAUUUCCACCAUACAUGGUCCCAAGUUACUGGCUUCGCUGCGAUGAAUUGCCAGUUAAUCGAAAUGGCAAGGUCGACUUCAAAACCAUUCGGACGACAGCUGAAUCAGCAGAUAUUGACAGCCUUUUGGGUCGUGAUCACAAUCUCAAUGGACAGGAGGUUCAUUUGAGCCAAAUUGCUCUUGAGAUCGCUGAAGUCUGGGCCGGAUACUUGCAACUCAGCCGCACGUCUAUUCUUCCCACCGAUUCUUUCGUCGCCUUGGGUGGAUCUUCAAUUGACGCCAUACAAGCAAUUCGUGAGCUCCGCACAAAGGGCAUCCAUGUUGACCUUGCGGACAUGCUGAGAUCACAGAGCUUGGAGAGUGUCGCUGAUUCUUCCCGGCUGGAUCCCAAAGGAGAGAGCCAGACUCACACCCCUCAGCCGUUUUCCCUUAUAUCAGACAUGGAACUCAACGCCGAGCUUCAGGCUGAUCGCGGUAUAGCUGAUGCUUUGCCUCUCACUGCCUUACAAGAAGGUAUUCUUGCCAGCACACUACAAGGUUCCCAAGACUAUCUGUACCAGAGGGUCUUUGAUAUCCGACAUCUUGACCUGGUCAGAUUGCAGCUUGCUUUCCAAAGUGUGUUUUGGCGUAGCGAAACACUCCGGUCUACCUUCGUUCCGGCCACCAAAGGCUUACUGCAAGUCAUCCGGAAUGACUUCCUCCUUCCUUGGACAGAGAUUUCUGGUAGCCUAGAAAGUUUCCUCAAGGCGGACAAGGAAAAAGGUGUCGCCUUUGGUGAGCCUUUCAUGAGAGUAGCAGUGCUCAACAACUCUGUACUCAUCGUAUCCGUUCAUCACGCACUGUUCGACUUCUGGUCGCAUUCAUUCGUAUUUGAGGAUGUUGCAAGUGUUUACUAUGGCAAAAAGCCGGAGACUCGAGCUUCAUGGAAGUCCUUCAUUGGCCUUUUACAGCAACAGGGGGAGGGAAGCUCCGCCGAGUUCUGGAAACAGCAUCUCCAGGAAUCGACACCUACAAUCCUUAACCAUUCUCCAAUUGGAGAGUUCUUCACUGCCACGCGGAUUCUUCCUCUAAAUUUGAAGUCAGCAUCCACAGCCCUUCAAGUUCCAUCCAGUGCUAUCUUAUACGCUGCCUGGGCUAUAGUUCUUUCGUCUCAUACGGCGUCAAACCUGGUUACUAUGGCCACGGCUAUCUCGGGUCGAGAGUUGCCAUUGAAAGGAAUUGAAUCUCUGGACGGUCCAACUCUCGCCAUGGUACCACAGGCAGUGCUUGUCAACCCUGAACAUUCGUUGGACCAGCUUGUGCAAUCCGUCAAUGCCAAUCUCUGGGAUCUCAUCAAGAACUCGCAACAGGGUGUGCGGGGCGCUUUGGCAGCCGCUGGACAUCACAAUUCCACUAUGUUUGACACUAUGGUGAACAUACUGCCCUUGGGACAGGAUAGCAGUGACCUGACGAGGGAGGUCUUCCAGAUGCAUGGGACUAGGUCUGCGUGGAAAACGGAGUAUACCACCUUGAACAUUCAGGAGAGAUCCGGAGGGGUCGAGAUUAGCCUCACGGCUCCCAUGGAGCAGCGUCGUCUAACGUUUAUCUUGAACCAAUUCUCUCAUGUUGUUGAGACAAUUUUCAGCAACCCACGACUACCAAUCAAAUCUUUCAGUCUCCUCGAUUCGGAAGAGUUGGACUUCCUGCUUCAAUGGAACGAAGGGCAGCCGCAGCCCACCACUCUUCAUGAUCAGUUUGAGUUGGCGGCUCAGAAACACUCCUCUAGGGUGGCUAUCAACUUCCAGAAUGAGCAGCUCCUGACAUACGCUGAAUUGAAUGAAAGAGCCAACCGCAUGGCUAACUUCCUCUCGGAACAUGGCGUCACGAAAGGAGAUCUUGUUCCUCUUCUUCUGGAGAAGUCGCCAUUCAUGAUGAUCGCAAUUCUGGCACUCUUCAAGCUCGGUGCCGCAUAUGUACCUUUGAGCCCAGAAAAUCCCCUCGAGCGCAAUGAGUUCAUCGUGCGUGAUGUCGGCGCCCGUGUUGUUCUCUCAGAGACAGAACAUGCUACAUUCUUUUCCUUCGAGGACAUCUCCGUUGUUUUGAUUGAUCAAGCCAAGCUCUGUGCAUAUUCAAAGGAGAAGCCCGAAACGGAAGUCUCGCCUAGUGAGCUCGCCUACAUUCUCUAUACUUCAGGUAGUACAGGUCAGCCAAAAGGAGUAACGGUCUCCCAUGGAGCAUGCGCUGCUGCGAUGAGAUCAAUCAUCGAUUUUGAGAACAAGUGGGAUGAGCCUUUUAGAGCUUUACAGUUCUCUAAUUACGUGUUUGAUGUCUCACUGUAUGACUUCUUCGUCACAUUGCACAGCGGUGGAACUCUCUGCAUUGCUCCGUCGGAUCGCCUGCUCGGUGAUUUGGCUGGAGUAAUCAAUGAGAUGGAUGUCAACCAUACCUUCUUGACUCCAACUGUUGCCCGGCUUCUGGACCCCAAAGACGUCCCAGGCUUGAAAUCAAUGACUGUUGGAGGCGAGCAGUUGACGCGCGAUGUGAUCGAGACCUGGGCUCCAAUGUUAACCCUGCGUAAUGGGUAUGGGCCUACAGAGGCUUCCGUUCUGGUUACCAUGAAAGAGGUCACUGUCGAGACCACCGGCGGUAACAUCGGACGGCCUCUCGCUUCCGUGGGCGCAGUCAUUUUGGAAGCCAAUGGUGAUCAACCACUUCCAUAUGGAGCAGUUGGAGAACUUUGCUUCUGGGGUCCUCAGUUAGCCGACGGCUAUUUCAAGAAGCCCGAAUUAACCGCUGGGGCGUUUAUCCAAACCAAUCUUAGUGGUGGUCGGCGGUUGUACCGCUCUGGUGACUUGGCCAGGUACCUUCCUGGGGGUGAUAUUGAGUGUUUAGGACGCAAAGAUGACCAGGUUAAAGUAAAUGGGCACCGCAUCGAGCUCGGCGAGAUUGAGCAGGCAAUUCUCCGAACGGGCGAGGUCACGGAUUGCGUUCUCACUGUCUGGAAGCAGAACAACACAGCUCAUCUGGUGGCCAACGUCGUUUUCAGCCCCGUUGACCAAGAGCUAGACAUCCUCUCACCAGAUCUCUUUGCCGAUGAGACACAACGUCUCAAAAAUAAGCUCAACGGCUUGGCUCACUAUAUGGUCCCGAAAUUCCUUCUUGCUCUUCCCUUCCUUCCUCGAAUGCCUUCUGGUAAAGCGGAUCGCAAGCAACUCAAGGCACGUGUACAGUCUCUCAACCAGGGUGAACUUGCCAAAUACUCUCUCAGCAAGCUUGGCACAUCUGGGUCUGAAGCUAUCAUCCCUAUUGUCUCCGCAUCCCAGAAGAUUCUUCAAGAGGCUUGGAUUGAGAUUUUGCAGUUACCCGACAACCAAUUCGGGUUGGAGGCUAAUUUCCUCAGCCUUGGUGGUGACUCCAUCUCUGCCAUCAAUCUUGUCAGCUACAUUCGACGCAAGGGUCUGAACAUCAGUGUACGAGAUGUCGUCAAAUACCCUCUAUUGGGGGUAAUGGCCGAGUAUCUUCAGCAAGAAACAGAUCAAAUAUCAACUGAGACUGUCGUCUUUUCGCCGCCGACCGAGUUGGAUGCUUUAAUCUCUUCUGAAAUUCAACAGCAGCAGUACGAAUAUGUGUACCCCAGUCCCGCUGGACAAGCCGAGUUCCUUACUCAGGGAGCUCGGGCCGACCCAUUCUGGUGUUUAAUGACAGUCCGAUCUCUUGGAAUUAAUCCCGAUAUCUCUCAGUGGAUUGAUCUCACAAAGAGGUUGGCAGAGACAAACGAGAUUCUGCGCACCACCUUUACCCAAUUCCAGGGCAAAUGGUAUGGUGUUGUUCUGAAUGACCCCACACCCGUCUUGGAAGUCUACGAUGUCACAGAAGAAGCCGAGAAAAGACAGAUACUCGACUUGAUAUGGAAAGAUCGCUUUACCUUCGGAAAGCCUUUCAUCCGCUACGCAGUUCUACGCUACCCCGAUGGCGAGCACCAAAUUGUCACAAAACUAGACCACGGUCUCUACGACGGCACCCUCCUCCGCGUCUUUGACGCCCACUUCCAAGCCUACCAACGGGGCGAGGAAGUAGAAAAAUUCACUUCCUUCAAGGAAUUUGCAUUCCACAUCUGGCAAGUCAACCAAACGCGCCCAACCCUCGACUUCUGGACCCAACCAGACAAAAGACCCAUCACGUUCAACUAUCCCAACGCGACAGAACCCUGUAUCAACGCCUCGGUCGUGCACAUAAUCCACCUCGACUUCGAAACCUUCAGUCGCUCCAGCGGCGUGACAGUCUCAACACUCUUCCAAUCCAUCUUCCAAAUCUGGCUCGCCCGUCGCAGCGGCCAGACAAGCAUCGCUUUCGACUACCUCUACACAGGCCGCAACGUGGACCUAGAAGACCCGCAAGGCAUCAACGGCACCUGCGCCAAUUUCCUACCCAUGCGCUCCGAGGUUGACGCCCAGAUUCCCGUGCAGGACUAUCUGCUGCGAACCCAGGACGAUUUCUGGCAGUACACUGAGAACAACACUGUCGGAAUUGAGGAUAUCUGUCAGGCGUGUGGAGUCCCGCGUGCAGAGGCAGAAAACCAGGCACUGUUUUUGUUCCAGCCUUUUGAGCCGGCGUCGCCGGCUGGUGCGAAGGAAGUGACGCAAAAGUGGGUUGUGAUGGCUAAGUCCGAGGUGACUAUGUUGCAGCCUUAUGCGAUUGUUUUCGAGGUUAUUAAGACUGCAGAUUUGAAUGGGUAUAAGUUGAAGUUUGCUUAUGAUAGCUCUGUGUGGGCGAAGGAGGAGGUGGAGGUGGAAGUUGGUGUUGUUGAACAGAUGCUCUCGCGUGUUGUCGGGGAUGCGAAUGCUUUGGUUGGGGAUGUUCUUCGAGAGGUAUAA